Cyclopterus lumpus (lumpfish) is the source of this 2009-nucleotide messenger RNA. RefSeq names its product family with sequence similarity 89 member B (gene fam89b). The record is from RefSeq and is a predicted model, not a curated record. The transcript has 2 exons. NCBI's taxonomy places the organism in Eukaryota, Metazoa, Chordata, Actinopteri, Perciformes, Cyclopteridae. The coding region runs from base 553 to 1047 and encodes 164 amino acids.
CAGCCAUAUUGUCUUGGUUGCCACUAUCACACUGGAAGUUGACACAUGUAUUUAAUGUAUGAUUGUACCUGGCUACCACAUUGUCAGUCUCGUUUCGGAUCGAUGCGCGAGACCGCUUGAGUGAGUUUGCUGCGUCUCAACGUGGCUCGGCACUAAACCAGUUGAGUCCAACAAUACACCGACACACAGUCUCCCUUUCCCCCCCAAAGAAACCCCGCUGGAGCGGGGCGUGUCGCGGCCACCGCCGGGAGGAGCCGGGGGGCUGUCUGUCGGUGAACUCUCCCACACAAAGGAGAGGAAAGAAAACAAAGCCAGGAACUGGAAGCCUGACAUUAAGUUCCCAUUCAGCGGCUCGUACCGCAGACGCCUCUCGUCCUAAAGACAAGGGGGGGGGGGGGGGGCAUUGACGCGACGUUCCUUUUAGAAAAGCCGCUUUCCCGGACAUUGGACACAGCUUCUGCUGGGAGAGAGGACGAUAGCACCUCCGGGUGAUGGCGAGGCGACAUUAGACUGUAGGCGCAUCCGAGAGGACUGUUUCCUGGCGGCGUCGCGAUGAACGGCAGUCGGCGCAGCGCCCCGGACUGUCCGGUGGAGGGGCUGCCGCCGCUGCCCAAAGGCCUGAGCGGGAUCCUGAACUCCAGCGGCGGGUCGUGGCGGGACAUCGAGAAGGUGCACAGCAAGAGAGCGCGCAUCCAGGCCGACAUCAGCCGGGGCGGCGGGGGCGCGCCGCGCGCUCACGGCAAAACGGGGGGACUGGACGCUGCUCUGGCUCUGCUGCGGAAGGAGAUGGUCGGCCUGCGUCAGCUCGACAUGUCUCUGCUUUGCCAGCUGUGGUCUCUCCAUGAGGCCAUCCAGGAAUACAAGGGCUAUUCGCUUCUGUCUGGGGCCUCGCUCAGUGCUGAUAAUGGAUCCUCUGAGGAGGACGACGAAGAUAACGAGGAGACAGGAAUCCCCUCACAGCCUCUGUCCUCCUCGUCCCUGUCUCUGCCUCCACCCAGCAGCAACUCCAGGGACCAGUGGAUCAAAGACUCCUUUCAUAUCCCCUGAUGUCGAUACACACACAUGCACUGUGCGGCUUUCUCAAAGUUCCUGUCUCUUACUGUACCAUUAGACACCAUUUACACUCGUUUUUAAUACCAUGCAUCUUCUUUCCAGUCUGUUCUUCUGGCCGUGGACCAAUCCAAUGACCACCAAUCAAUUGCUGUGAUGGUUGACUGGCAGUGUUUCUAAUAUUGCACUUGUGUUAAACGUCCCAUCGAUAUAUCUCAUCAAAGAUUAAGACCGACUAAAAGAGAAAAAAAGUGAGACCAGAUGUUAUCAUUCUUAUGCUCUUUAUUGCAUGCUACAUGCUGCUUGCUGCUUGUCAUUGAAAUUGAGCCGUGUGAAAUAUAAGAAUUGCUGAGGGUCGGAUUCCACUUUUGAUGCAGACCUUUUUGUGGUUUUCUGAUAAUUACAGACUUUUUAAACUCCCUGCUCUGUAAAACAUGCAGCACAAUCUUUCCCAUCGCACAUUUUCUGCCAUAUAGAAUCUUGACUGAAGUGUCGUCAAUCUGUAUUGUCUUUAGUACUAUAAGCAUUUGACACAGUAUAUACACAUUUUUCAGAGCCAAAUAUAAGGCCAAAUUAUUUUUGAAAACAAUGUUUAGCUUGUCAUUCUAUAACACCAGCAAUUUAGAAAUCUCCUGGCAUUUCAUGUUGGAUUAAGAGCUUCAAAACAAGAGAUUGCACGUUACUUCUUUAAAAGUAGUAUCUUGGCUGCCUGUAAAUGUUAAAAACCAUGACGUUUGUGUAACUCUGUUUUACGUUGUAUGUGCUGCUUCAUUCUCGGCGAGGACACUAGAAAGGACCUUUUUAUCUGGACACUGCUGGACUUCAUCAGUCCAAACUCAUAAUACAAAUUAGGCAAUGAUUUUAGGAAACUAAAGGUUAUUUCUGGUGGGAUUCUGCUUGGAUGAAGGCUAUUAAACCAAUAAAUAAUUUUCUUUCCCCGUAAUAUCUGUAACGUUUUU